Messenger RNA from Choloepus didactylus (southern two-toed sloth), 3279 nucleotides. It is a transcript of the gene MAPDA, whose product is annotated as adenosine deaminase like. Bases 441 to 1508 code for a protein of 355 amino acids. NCBI's taxonomy places the organism in Eukaryota, Metazoa, Chordata, Mammalia, Pilosa, Megalonychidae. Gene Ontology annotation, molecular function: adenosine deaminase activity. The transcript has 12 exons. Gene Ontology annotation, biological process: inosine biosynthetic process; adenosine catabolic process. The record is from RefSeq and is a predicted model, not a curated record.
GGCGCGCGACGCGCGGUCCCCGGAACCAGCAACGCGGCAAAGGCGUCAUGUACGUACCCGCGGGCGGCCAGGGAACUCUUGCUGAGGGCGCUGCUGUCGUUGGUGUUCUGAACUGCCCCUGCCCGACGUUCUCGGCUUCGCGGGCCCAUGGUCAGGAGAGACUCAGGAUCGGCGGUCCGGCACGGUUGCGAGCUGCUCUUUGGUAGAAGCAAAUACUGUACAUGCCUGUUGGUGCCCUGACGGAAAUCAGUUCCGAGAGAGCGGAUGAAGGAACAGAAAAGUGAAGCUGAUCCCAGAGCAACAUACCCGGCUAACCUUAAUAAAAUGUGUAGAAGUAAAGCAGUGUGAAGGAAUUCAGGACCACACGUCUUACUGACUACAGUAACAGUUCAUACCAAGAAUAAUACUGAAGAAGGACCUUUCUCCCUGUGAAAAUCUUGAUGGAGGCAGAAGAACAGCAACAACCAUGGGAGACAAAAUUUUACCUGGAAUUACCAAAAGUGGAACUUCAUGCCCACUUGAAUGGAUCCAUUAGUUCUAAUACCAUGAAGAAAUUAUUAGCCAAGAAGCCAGAUCUUAAAAUCCACAAUCAGAUGACUGUGAUUGACAUGGGAAAAAAGAGAACUUUAGAACAAUGUUUCCAGGUAUUUCAAAUUAUUCAUCAGCUUACUACUAGCCCUGAAGAUAUUUUAAUGGUUACAAAAGAUGUUAUUAAAGAAUUUGCAGAUGAUGGUGUCAAGUACCUGGAACUAAGGAGCACACCCAGAGGAGAAAAUACUACUGGAAUGACUAAAAAGACUUACGUGGAAUCUAUACUUGAGGGUAUAAAACAGUCCAAACAAGAAAACUUAGACAUCGAUGUUAGGUAUUUAGUAGCCAUUGACAGGAGAAGUGGACCUUCAGUAGCCAAGGAGACUGUUAAACUUGCUGAAGAGUUCUUCCUUGCUACUGAGGAUACAGUUCUUGGCCUUGACCUCAGUGGAGACCCAACUGUAGGACAAGCAAAAGACUUCUUGGAACCUCUUUUAGAAGCUAAAAGAGCUGGUCUGAAGUUGGCAUUGCAUCUUUCAGAGAUUCCAGACCAAAAAAAAGAAACACAAAUUCUACUGGAUCUGCUUCCUGACAGAAUUGGGCAUGGGACAUUUCUUAACUCCCCCAAGGGAGGAUCUCCGGAUCUGGUGAACUUUGUGAGGCAACACAGGAUACCACUGGAACUCUGUUUGACCUCAAAUGUCAAAAGUCAGACAGUUUCAUCUUAUGACCAGCAUCAUUUUGGAUUCUGGCACAGUAUUGCUCAUCCAUCUGUGAUAUGUACUGAUGAUAAGGGUGUUUUUGCAACAUACCUUUCUCGAGAGUACCAGCUGGCAGCUGAAGCAUUUAAUUUGAACCAGUCUCAGAUAUGGGAUCUGUCUUAUGAAUCCAUCAACUACAUCUUUGCUUCUGAGAGCAGCAGAUCUGAUCUAAGGAAGAAGUGGAAUCAUCUGAAAUCCAAAGUCCUACAUUUUUAAGGUGUAAUGAGGUGAAUUAUUUUCAAGUUGCACGUUGCAACUAAGAUCUUUCUGCCAUGUCACUUAGUAAACCAUGCACCACUCUCCUUUAAGCACAGCAGCCAAGUACUGUGGCCUCCAUCAUAUCACCUAACACAUAGCAGGGUGCUCAAUAAAUAUGUAUUAAACUGAUAAGCAGGCUCUGCGGUCUUACAUAGCUUACCUCAGUGCUGCUUAUUGGAGGGGUUUACCAGUAACUCCCAUUCCACCAGUGAUUUUUAGACUUAGCAGUCCCUCACAAUUAGAGAUCGUAAAACUUCAGGAUAAUUCAAAUAGUUGUUCAGCAGGAAUGUUCUUUUUGUUGUUGUUGUUGUUGCUUUAAUUAGAGAAAUUGUGGGUUUACAGAACAAUCAUGCCUAAAAUAUAGGACUCCCAUAUACUGCCCCACCCACCAAUACCUUGCAUUGGUGUGAAACAUUUGUUACAAUUGAUGAUAACCCUUUUUUAUAAUUGUACUUUUUGUUAACAGUGGUUACCUUUGUUACAGUUGAUGAAAGAUUAUUAAAAUAGUACUAUUAGCUAUUGCAGCAGGAAGUUUUAAAAACCCUAGUCUAAAUAACAUGAGAAGGUAAAACAGUUUGCCGCCAAGACCUUUAAGCCUUCUAGCUUGUAAUAACAGCCCUGUAUUUUGUUGUGCUGACUCUAAUCAGAUUUCCUUCACUUGCUUUAACUUUUUAAGUAUUCCAAAGACUGUUGACUCCAGUGAAUGUCCAGUAGUCAAUGUUAAUGUAUCUUGGAGGAACCUUAAGCUGCUGCGAUCUGGCUUUGCCUUUCUCACGAUUAUCACAUCACUACUUGAGACUGAAAUCAUUGCUCCAAUUUAGGAAUAAAGGGAGUGAGAGGAAACUGGCUAAGGGGUUGGAAAGACAGAAACUGCUGCAGUUUCUAUUAAAACAGCUUCUGUCACUUUAGCUUUUCUUUACAGAAGCUGCCAGGGUUUCUAUCCCUGUACGCACUUUCUCCUAAUCCCAGAAGAUCCCUCUACUAGCAGUGUAACAUUGGUAAGAGAGUUCUCUGGGUCUCUUGUCACCCCUCUCCUUCACAAUGAACUAUUGGUGCACACUUACAUAAGCUUGCACUCAUAUCACAGCCACUUUAGCUCAAAAGAAGGGACAAAUUAAGAUCCAUUCUAAAUGGUAAGAAAAAAGAAUUUAUUAGACAUCAAGAUAUUUUUGAAUUGCUUUGAUUCUUAGAAUGCAUAUUUUUUCCCUGGAAUCAGAGGAAGGUAAGGUUGAUGACACCCCUACAUUUAAUUACUAAGGGUUUCUGAUAAGCUUUCUUUCUUUUAGGGAGCAGGAUUUUGGAAAGCCCUUUAGGUUUUUGAAGUUCUUAGAUAUAUGUUUGUGCCCUUGUAAAGCAUUAUAUCAUUCACUCUGCCCCACAUCUACCCAUAUACAAAUUACAUAGUCCUGAACUCCAGAAUCUUGAAAUGAGGUCAUAAAUUAGCAUCUAGUACAGUUUUAGUUUCUUCAGGGCCAGAAAAUUUCAGGACUCAGAUUGGAGACAUAGGGUGUUUCUAAAGCCUGUUUUAAUUAGAGGCCUACAAAAUAAACUUACCUUUUCAUCCCUUAAUCUGUGUAUGAAGUAAAAAAAAAAAAAAUUUCCCUUAAAAAUUAAUCAUAAUAUGAUCAAAGAUAUAUAGUUAUAUAUAACAUGCCCAUUAUAGUACUAUAUGGUAUAAAUUGAAAUCAGUCUAAAUAUCUAAAAGUAAGGAAUAGUAAAAAAAAAAAAA